This is a messenger RNA of Ambispora gerdemannii, 639 nucleotides long. The record is from the annotation of a GenBank genome assembly. Lineage: Eukaryota; Fungi; Glomeromycota; Glomeromycetes; Archaeosporales; Ambisporaceae.
AACAAGAGAUUAAAAAUGCGACUAGUGCUGAAGAGAUUAAUAACUUAAAAGACCUUUUAUUAUCGGAAAUCACUAAUUUAAGGAACCAAAAAAGCACGGCGGCUAAAUUAAAUGACUUACUAAGCCAAGCUGCCAACAAAAACACUUAUCAAGCGUUAGAAGCUCUACUCCAACAAAUUAGAGAAUUAAGUGCUACCCAAGCUUAUAAAGACCAGCAAGCACAAAUAAACGAGUUAGAAAUUAAACUCCAAAACUUAGACCCUACUAAGUAUCAAGCCGGGAUUAAUCAAGAUAUUGAAGAGCAAUUAAAAAAUAAUGGCGUACAACUCUCUGAUUUAGACCCUCCAACCCAAGAGAACUUAAAAAAAUUAAAAAAUGGUGAAAUAACUGAACCCACCCAAGUGCAAGCCCUGAAAACCCAAGUCCAAACUCAGAUUGGUAAAAAGGGAGCGGAGAAAGAAUUAGCCAAGUUAACCUCGGCGGUGCAAACAGCUUUAAAAUCACAAAAUAAAAGCCAAAUAAAAAAAGUUAAGGCAGAUUUAUUGAAGUUUAUCCAUAGUGAUAAUAUUUAUUGGCAAGAGCAAAAAGACCAAGCGGAAAAGUUGUUAAAGGAUUUAGAAAAGAAUAGUUUAACUGCCA